GUCCUGGCGCGGGCGUUUUUGUUUCCCCGACCUUUGGGUUUGGAUUUUGUUUUCUUUCGCAGCGACGCUCAGAAGCAGCCUCGGAAUCUCGGCUCCGGCUGGGCUGGAAGGCGCGGUUGGCCGGCGUCGCCCGUGUCGCGUUCGAGCCUGGCCGCGCCUCAGCGACCAGGUGACCCAGUGAAUGAAGAACAUGAAAGGUAUUAAGAGAAGUCUUGCAGAAGAAUACUUAUACCUGGACUUUUCUCACCAAGUAGAAGGAUGCAUCUUCCCUCUUCAUACAUCUGUAACUUUAUUUUUGUUGUCAUACUGUGACUGCAAAAUCCUAAAAGUUUAUUUAGUCCUCAGCAAGGAAAGUUCUGAUAGUUCACUUCUAAAAAAUGUACCAUCCCAGGAUCUUGAAAUGCAGGUUAUUUCUAGGCAAGAGCUUCCACCCAUAGUCCAGACUUGCUGUUUGCCUGCGGUGGUAGAACAGCCCAACAACUUUUGUAGAGCUGGACUUGCUGUUGUACUAAGACACAUAAUCCAGAAAUCCUAUGAAGCUGACCCAUCAAAGAAGGAUAUUUUGGAACUUCUGGGUUUUAAAAAGACUUGCUUGAAAGCCUGUGCUGAAGUUAGUCAGUGGACCAGGCUGUGUGAACUCACCAUCCCUUUGGCUAUUGAGAAUUUUCUUAGAGAGUCUGUUGAACAGCCCCCAGCUAUCCCUGCAGAAAUAAUACAGCUAGAGAAAAAACUUAGUGAGCCUGUUAGAGUACACAAUGAUGACAAACUACGCAGGCAGAAGCUGAAGCAACAGAAGGUUGCUGAAAAGAAAAAAACAGCAAAGACCAAGGUCCAUAUCCAGGAAACAUCCAAGGACUUGGAUUCUCCAUGUAAGAGUUUGGAAAUGAAAGUGGCAUUCUCAAAGCUUGCAAUGCAGGAAGAACCAGCUCCUCCCAACAGGGAGCCUUCUCACAUCAGGAAAGCAAAGGCCUCUGACCUUCCUCCUCUGGAGCAUGUGUUUGCUGAAGGGCUUUACUUUACCUUGGCAGACAUUGUGCUUUUGCCCUGUAUCCAUCAUUUUCUGGUAAUUAUCUGCAAGAAAUUUUCUGAGAAACUGAUAGAAUUUCCACUGCUAGCUUCUUGGUACCAGAGGAUUCAGGAAGUGCCAAAAGUAAAACCAGCAGCUUCCAUGUGUGGGAUCCAAUUUCUGUGUUUGCCAAAGUUGUUAAAUACUUCAAAUGAGCAGCCUCAGAUCUUAAGUGAAGUCCCAGGUUCAGAAGAGCAAAAUGACCCAUCAUUUACAGGAGGACCAAGACCAACUCUGACUAAGUUAAUGGAAAAUGGCAUUGAAGUGAUGCUUGCUCCUCACCCUUCCCCUAUGUGGUCCCUUGAUUGGAACGGUCUUCCUGCAGCCGUGAGCCCAAAGGAAGGCAAAAUGUCUAGUGAUCGAGCUUUGAGGAAACAGCAACAAUUAAACAACCUUGUUUAUGUGGUGAUGAAUCAAGCUAAACCUGGUGACAGAAUUGUGGAUUUCUGCAGUGGUGGGGGCCACGUUGGAAUAGUUCUUGCUCAUAUGCUGCCGUCAUGCCAGGUUACAUUAAUAGAAAACAAGGAAUUGUCAUUAAUUCGUGCUAAGAAGAGAAGUGACGAACUAGGUUUAAGCAACAUUUGGUUCAUUCAAGCAAAUAUGGAGUAUUUUACAGGAAUGUUUAAUAUUGGGGUAGCAUUGCAUGCCUGUGGUGUGGCAACAGACAUGGUGAUUGAGCACUGCAUCAAAACACGGGCUUCCUUCGUCACGUGCCCUUGCUGUUACGGCUUUAUUCAGAACACUUCCAAGUUUAAGUUUCCCAAAAGUGAACAAUUUAAGAAAACUUUAUCAUACAAGGAACACAUGAUUCUAUGCAGAUUUGCUGAUCAGACAGCUGUCCAGCUUCCACCCCAACGAAGGCUCGUUGGAAAACAGUGCAUGUGCCUGGUGGAUCUGGACCGAGCAAGAGCUGCAGAAGAACAUGGCUACUCUGUUCAAGUGAUAUCCAUGGAACCAGAGAGCUGCUCUCCCAAAAAUAACAUGAUUGUGGGAGUCCCUAUUUAGAAUGCGAUGUUUAUUUUUGAUGUUUGCCAUUAGCUUUGUGAGGAAAGUCUAGGAGAAUCCUGGUGGUGCUUGGUAUAUCUAGAAAACAGCAUUAGCCAUCCUAAGCCUAUUUUACUCAUUGGGAAAGCAAUAGGAACAUCUUGGAAGAAAGGCUGCCCACAAAGCAUCUUAAAUGCUCUUAGAAUGGUUUUCACGGUUAAAAUCCUCUGAAGUUUCAGCUGCCAAAAGAAUAAUGCCAGUGAAGGUUCUAUCACUGGAAUAACAAGUUGCUUCUCAGUUCACAGGCUUUUCUGAUCUUGCCAGUGAGAUAUUCAAUUCAAAACAAUGUAUUUGCUGCCUUUAUUAUCCUUUAGUAUUCACACCUGGAGAUUGAAACUAAACUCAGUGGAGGGUUGUUUUGUAUUUUUUACCUUUGUACUUUUCUAUAUAUUUUUUAAAAAUCUAGAAAUAUAAUUAUACUAUAUUUUAUUUUUAGGCUGGUGUUACCAUUUAGUAUACUUCUUUUUAAUAUAUUUUCCAUAACCUGUCAAAUGAGAUCAUCACUAGUUGAAACAUUUUUCUGUGAAGAGAUUCAAAAUAGUUUCAGAUAAGACCAUGGGUUUGGGACAUAACACUAAAUAGUAAACACAAUUAUUACUUAAUUCAACUAUAUAACUAAUAAUUUGGAAUCUAAAAUGUUCAAGACCCAGAUUUUUCUGAAAAUACAAAGACAAAUUGCAAGAGACAGUGCUUUGCUUACAGAAAAUAAUCAUCUAUGAAAGACUGAUGAAUUACUUAAGUGCAUUAUGUCAUAAUGUAUGGUCUUAUUUGUAUUUUUUUUAAAUCUCACUGAGCAUAAAUUGUGAAUGUGAGUAAUGCAGACCAGGGAAGCUUAUUUGAACAGUUCUCUCUGCCUAAGUUCUUUUAUCUACCAGUCAACAUCUUUAGAUGCAGUUAACACAUCCUUUUGCAUGUGCUGCUGUUGAUUUAACUUUGCAUAUCCUAGUUUAUUCCACUAAAUUCAUUUCACUACUCUUGUUGUGGUUUAAAAUAAAGGAAUAAUUUCAUAUAGGCCAGUAUUCAUGGGGAGGGAGAAAUGUUUUGUAAUUUUAUGUUCUGGGAUAAAAUUUAAGAAAACAAAAUUUAGACAUCAACCCUAUUUUAGUCAUUAGUGUCCAUACAUACAUGUUCUUUCAUCUUGGACUUUCCUUUUUAAGUGGAAAUAUAAUUUAUAUAUAACAUGUUUUUGAGUGUUCUAUUUGAAAAGUUUUGAUAACUGUAUAUACCUACACAAACCCAUUCAAAUAUCUGAUGAAUAUUUUCAUCUAUCAACAUCUGGUAUUUUCCUCAGAUAUUAUCAGAUAUAUUAAUAUUUUUCCAAGGUUUACUUGACACAAUUUCUAAUGAAUGUUUUAAUUUUAAUGAAACUUAAUAUACCUCUUUUUUAUGGUUGAUAAUGUCUGUGUUCUUUCUAAUAAAUCUUUACUUGCCUGUGUUA
Dipodomys spectabilis (banner-tailed kangaroo rat) is the source of this 3548-nucleotide messenger RNA. RefSeq names its product glutathione S-transferase C-terminal domain containing (gene Gstcd). The coding region runs from base 182 to 2071 and encodes 629 amino acids. The transcript has 12 exons. NCBI's taxonomy places the organism in Eukaryota, Metazoa, Chordata, Mammalia, Rodentia, Heteromyidae. The record is from RefSeq and is a predicted model, not a curated record.